AUGGCUAACAACGCCUACUCAGAGAAAUUUAUCGACGAUUCAAAGGCAGCACCGACCAAUGUCGCCCACGGUGCAGGCGAUGGCGUCUUUCAUGAGACCAAGGGUAGCAGCCAUGACAUCGAAGAGGGAGCUCAUCGCCAAGCGAAGCUCAGCCGUGGCUUGCAGGGUCGACAUAUGCAGAUGAUUGCCAUCGGAGGGUCCAUUGGCGCUGGUCUCUUCGUGGGUUCCGGAUCUGCGUUGCAAUCUGGCGGUCCAGCCUCGCUGGUUAUUGGAUUCAUCAUCAUCGGUGCCAUGCUGCUUUGCACCGUGCAAGCUCUCGGUGAAUUGGCGGUCUUGUACCCGGUGAAUGGAGCCUUUUAUGUGUAUGGCGUGCGAUUUAUUGACCCUGCUUGGGGUUUUGCCAUGGGAUGGCAAUAUGCUAUUGGUUGGCUGGUCACGCUUCCGUUCGAGAUCACGGCUGCAGGCAUAACAAUCGACUACUGGCACCAUUAUAACAUUGGCAUUUGGAUCGCCGUUUUCCUCAGCACCUUGAUUAUCGUGCAGUUCUUUGGUGUCAAGGGCUACGGAGAAGUCGAGUUUGUCCUUGGGAUAAUCAAGAUCGUUGCUGUUCUCGGCUUCAUCAUCUUCGGCAUCAUCGUUGACUGUGGCGGUGUCCCCAGCGAUGACCGUGGAUACAUUGGUUUCAGAUAUUGGAAUGAUUCUGCACAUGGCAACAAGGCAUUCCGCAACGGUUUCAAGGGUUUCUGCUCUGUCUUUGUCACUGCAGCUUUUGCAUUUGGAGGGACCGAACUUGUUGGUCUAGCCGCCGCCGAAGCUGCCAAUCCCAGAAAAUCGCUGCCUAAAGCCACAAAACAGGUCUUCUGGCGUAUUGCAGGCUUCUACGUCGUCUCGCUGCUCAUCAUGGGCCUCAUCGUGCCCAACAGCUCUCCGGACCUCCUCAACUCGUCGGGCGCAAACACUAAAGCCUCACCCUUUGUGCUUGCCAUCAAGUACGCUGGUGUCAAAGGUUUGCCCUCGGUGUUUAACGCCGUCAUCACCAUUUCCGUCAUGUCUGUGGCGAACUCUUGUACUUAUGGCUCAACCCGUACCAUGCAGGCACUGGCUCAAGGCGGAAUGGCUCCCAAAUUUUUGGCGUGGAUCGAUAAGAAAGGCCGUCCCGUGUGGCCAGUUAUCAUCCAAAUGGCAUUUGGUCUGUUGGCAUUCAUUAACGAAGCGGCCACUGGUGCGACGGUAUUCAACUGGCUGCUCGCCUUGACCGGGUUGUCGUCGUUCUUUGUGUGGGGCUCCAUCUGCUACAGCCACAUCCGAUUCCGUGCGGGGUGGAAAGCUGCAGGGCGCUCGCUUGAUGAUCUCCCGUUCAAGUCGCAACUCGGUGUGUAUGGAUCUUGGUUCGGAGUGUUUCUGGUGGUGGUGUGUCUGGUCGCGACGUUCUAUGUCGACCUCUUCCCCCUCGGCGGCGAUCCAGACCCCGAGACGUUUUUCGAGGGGUAUAUCGCGCUCCCAAUUGCCCUUGCGCUGUUUGUGUUCUGGAAGCUGUGGACUCGAGACUGGUCCUUUAUGGUCAAGGUCCGCGACAUGGAUCUCGACUCCGGAAGGCGAGAGUUUGAGGACAUUCCCGGUGAUGACGAGCCAGAGAGGAAGAUGAGUGUCGGCCGGAGAUUGAGCCGGGCGAUCUUCUAA
Messenger RNA from Fonsecaea multimorphosa CBS 102226, 1680 nucleotides. RefSeq lists its product as uncharacterized. The record is from RefSeq and is a predicted model, not a curated record. Gene Ontology annotation, molecular function: amino acid transmembrane transporter activity. Gene Ontology annotation, cellular component: membrane. The transcript has 6 exons. Lineage: Eukaryota; Fungi; Ascomycota; Eurotiomycetes; Chaetothyriales; Herpotrichiellaceae. The coding region runs from base 1 to 1680 and encodes 559 amino acids. Gene Ontology annotation, biological process: amino acid transmembrane transport.